AUGCUCAUUCACACUGGGGAACGACCUUACAAAUGUGAUAAAUGUGACAAGGCAUUUGCAUAUGCGAGUAGCUUAAAAUAUCAUAUUCUCAGUCAUACUGUGGAUCAAUCCAAUAAAUGCAAAAUAUGCAAUAAAACAUUCAGAGUAUUGAAUAGCUUAAAUGGUCAUAUGCUCACUCAUACUGGGGAACGACCUUACAAAUGUAAAAAAUGUGAUAAGACAUACACACAAUCAAAAAGUUUGAAUUCACAUAUGCUGGUUCACACAAAAAAGGGUGCUUAUAAAUGUAAAACAUGCGAUAAGACAUUUGCACAUCCGAGGAACUUGAAAAGACAUAUGCUUAUUCACAGUGAGGAACAUACACAAAAGUGUAAAAUAUGUGAUAAAACAUUCAGACAUUUGAAGACAUUGGAACUACAUAUGCUAAUUCACACUGGGGAACGUCCAUACAAAUGUGAAGUAUGUGAUAAGACAUUCCGUAAACAUGGUGACAUGAAAAAGCACAUGGUUGUUCACACCAAAAAGUAA
Molecule: messenger RNA, 528 nt
Organism: Ctenocephalides felis (cat flea)
Lineage: Eukaryota; Metazoa; Arthropoda; Insecta; Siphonaptera; Pulicidae
Product: zinc finger protein 90-like
Exons: 1
Coding region: 1-528 (175 amino acids)
Biological process (GO): regulation of transcription by RNA polymerase II
Molecular function (GO): DNA-binding transcription factor activity; RNA polymerase II cis-regulatory region sequence-specific DNA binding
Source: RefSeq, a predicted model, not a curated record